This is a messenger RNA of Trifolium pratense (red clover), 1356 nucleotides long. RefSeq names its product putative pentatricopeptide repeat-containing protein At1g10330. The coding region runs from base 1 to 1356 and encodes 451 amino acids. NCBI's taxonomy places the organism in Eukaryota, Viridiplantae, Streptophyta, Magnoliopsida, Fabales, Fabaceae. The record is from RefSeq and is a predicted model, not a curated record. Gene Ontology annotation, biological process: RNA modification. Gene Ontology annotation, molecular function: RNA binding; protein binding. The transcript has a single exon.
AUGAAGCAAAUUCAUUCUCUUGUAAUCACCAAUGGUUACCUUAAUUUUCACAAACCAAAUAAUUCAUCAUUUUCAAACCAUAACAAAUGGAUGCCAACACUUCUCUACAAUGCUUUCAUAAGAACCUAUCAUGUUCACAACCACAAAAAGGUUCUUGUCAUUUUCACUCAAAUGCUUUCAAACCAAACAUCACCCAACACUCACACUUUCCCUCCUCUCCUUAAAUCAUCACCUGUUUCUUUUGUUACACCAAUCCACUGCCAAGCCCUCAAACGUGGUAUCUUGUCUGACCCUUUUGUACUCACAACUCUUCUUGUAGUUUAUGCAAGAAAUAGUCACCUUGUUUAUGCACAAAAGGUGUUUGAGGAAGUUCCUCACUUUUGUAUUGUUGCUUCCAAUGCAAUGAUCAAUGCUUUUUCAAUGAAUGGUAACAUGAAAGGUGCUUUCAAGCUUUUUCAAUUGAUGCCUUACCGGGAUGUUGUUUCGUGGACAACUAUGGUGAAUGGUUUUGUUGUGAAUGGGGAUUUUUAUGCAGCAAUUCGGUUUUUCGGGAUGAUGAUGACUCAUAAGGAUGUUGUGAAUUGUUUGGUGAAACCGAAUGAUGCUACUUAUGUUAGUGUGCUCUCCUCAUGUGCUAAUUUAGAAGGAAAAGCUGCUCUUGAUUUUGGAAGAAAAGUUCACGGUUACAUAGUGGUGAAAGGGGUUGACUUGGGAGUUUUUGUGGGAACUUCAUUGAUAAAUCUUUAUGGAAAAAUGGGGUGUUUGAACUAUGCUGUUAAUGUUUUUAGAGUAAUGGUUGCGAGAGAGGUCUGCACUUGGAAUGCAAUGAUUUCUUCACUGGCUUCCAAUGGUAGAGAGAACGAGGCUCUGGAUUUGUUUGAAAAGAUGAAGAAGAUUCAAGGGUUAAAACCAAAUAGCAUUACCUUUGUGGCAGUUCUUACGGCAUGUGCUCGUGGAGGAUUCGUUAGGGAAGGAUUGAAGUUGUUUGGAUCAAUGUUGAGCGAGUUUCAAGUAGUGCCAAUAAUGGAACACUAUGGAUGUGUGGUUGAUCUUUUGGGAAAAGCUGGUCAUAUACAGGAAGCAGCUGACAUCAUAAGAAAUAUGCCUUUUCAGCCCGAUGAAUCUGUAUUGGGUGCCUUUUUGGGAGCAUGUAGGAUUCAUGGAGCUAUUGAACUCGGAGAAGAAAUAGGGAAGAAGUUGCUUAAAUUGCAGACGCAACAAUGCGGGCAAUACUUGUUAUUGUCUAGCAUGAAUGCGGAGAAAGAACGAUGGGAUCAUGCUGCUGAUCUGAGGAAGGAAAUCGUGGAGGCUGGAAUUCACAAAGUUCCAGCAUUUAGUACGGUUCAUUUGGCAUAA